AUGACAUGCGGCGCCGCUACCGCCGCCGGACAGACUUCUUCCGUCCGUCCAGCGGCGCCGUCGCUUCUAAUUGCGCGAAUCAUCUAUGCCACAGCCAAAAACGAUCGUCUAGCCUUGGAACACUUCGCGUCUCCAAUCCCAGUGCCUCAUCUUCCCGAUGCGAAACCUUUUUAUCUGUGGGAAGAGCAAUUAUCCCCCCCCCCGUUCCGUCCCCGUGUCUCUUCUCACCCCGCAAACAGCGCGCAUCUCACAUGGCACCGCUGUAGUGAAUCCCCGCCAAAGACCGCUCUCGAUGUACCUCUGAUGUUGUUCACUGGUACGCUACGAGUGCGGGUUCUAGAGGCUCGAGGUCUACGACCAACCGAAUGGUCGAGACGAUUCAAUCAGAAUGAGAAGAAUGAGACCGCAGCGAUAGAUGCAUAUGUAAAUGUGGAUUGGGAUGAAUAUCACGUUGGAAAGACGUUGGUUCGACCGAAAACCAACGAACCACGCUGGAACGAGGAAUUCGUCGCGAAUGAUGUACAUUCUGGAAAAGCGAUUGGUUUCACCGUAUUCCACAGCUGUGUGAUGCCACCGGAUGAUUUUGUCGCUAAUACUAGGAUAACAUUUGACGAUCUCAAAAUAGGAAGCAAUAAUGAUAUCUGGGUGGACCUCGAACCGCAUGGACAACUGCACGUGGUAAUUGAACUGCACGGCCAAGCCGUAGAAGAAUCGCACCAUGUCAACAAAGAGCGAGUAUUCAAGGAGCGAACUGGCGCGUUCAACGAUCGGCAACGCCGUGGUGCAAUGCGAAGAAAGAUCCAUGAAGUUACCGGUCAUAAAUUCAUGGCGCUGUUUCUCCGUCAACCGACAUUUUGCGCUCAUUGUAAAGAAUUCAUCUGGGGUAUCGGCAAACAAGGAUAUCAGUGUCAAAUCUGUACUGUUGUCGUACAUAAACGAUGUCAUGAAGAGGUAGUGUGGAAAUGUCCAGGCAAUAAAGCCGAUGCUGUCGAGGAAAUCAACAAAGAAGUGACCGAGACGGGAAUGGGCCGAUUCAACAUCAAUAUGCCUCAUCGUUUCUCCGUACACUCGUAUAAACGUCCAACAUUUUGCGAUCAUUGCGGUUCGAUGCUAUACGGGCUCAUUAAUCAGGGUCUUCAAUGUUCCGUAUGUAAGCUGAACGUGCAUAAACGAUGUCAACGGAACGUCGCCAACAACUGUGGUAUCAAUGCAAAACAAAUGGCAGCUGAACUGGCACAACUUGGCUUGACCGGCGACAAAAUGAGUGUACGCAGCAAAAAGAAGCCAUCGAUCAUGACAGACUCCAAUACGGAUACGACCAGCAUAAGCACUACAAGUACAUCAGAUUCUGGUCAAUCACAAUACUUGCAACAAAUCUCUGAAGAAGAACCGGCAGUGAAAUCACCAAAAAGCCCCGGUGACGGAAGCACAAUGUCAAUUUCGGAUUUCUCUUUCAUCAAAGUGCUUGGUAAAGGAUCAUUCGGAAAGGUGAUGCUGGCUGAGAAGAAAGGUUCUGAUGAAGUGUAUGCUGUAAAAAUCCUGAAGAAAGAUGUGAUAGUCCAAGACGACGAUGUGGAGUGUACAAUGUGUGAAAAGCGAAUCCUCAGCUUAGCAGCCAAACAUCCGUUCCUCACUGCUCUGCACAGCAGCUUCCAAACCGCGGAUCGCCUGUUCUUUGUCAUGGAGUACGUAAACGGAGGCGAUUUGAUGUUCCAAAUCCAACGAGCAAGAAAAUUCGAUGAGCCACGUGCCCGAUUCUAUGCUGCUGAAGUCACAUGUGCUCUACAAUUCCUGCAUCGCAACGAAGUCAUCUACAGAGAUCUCAAACUGGACAACAUUCUUCUUGACGCUGAAGGUCACUGUAGGCUAGCCGAUUUUGGUAUGUGCAAAGAAGGUAUUAGCAAGGAUAACCUGACUAGUACUUUUUGUGGUACGCCCGAUUACAUAGCGCCAGAAAUUCUACAAGAAUUAGAAUAUGGAGUAUCUGUUGAUUGGUGGGCCCUCGGGGUAUUAAUGUAUGAAAUGAUGGCUGGUCAACCGCCUUUUGAAGCCGAUAACGAGGACGAUCUGUUUGAGGCUAUCCUCAAUGACGACGUUCUUUAUCCGGUCUGGCUUUCGAAAGAAGCAGUCAACAUCCUCAAAGCGUUUAUGACCAAAAACCCGUCGAAACGACUAGGUUGUGUACAAUCACAAGGUGGUGAAGAUGCGAUUCGAGCACAUCCAUUUUUCCGAGAGAUCGACUGGGAUGCGUUGGAAGCUCGCCGUGUUAAACCGCCAUUCAAGCCAAAGAUUAAGUCGAGGCGAGACGCCAACAACUUUGAUGCCGAUUUCACCAAAGAGGAGCCGGUGUUGACUCCAACGGAUCCGACUGUAGUGCGAUCGAUCAAUCAAGAAGAAUUCCGUGGAUUCUCCAAGGAAAUUUGCCCAAGAGGGGAGUCAGACGCAGCUGUGCUGCUUCUGAUCGCCAGGCUGAUGCAGCCACCUCUGCCCAUCCCCAGCACACUAACGAUCGACAACGACUCGGUCUCUUUCUACCUGGUAUGCCACAUCGACUGA
This is a messenger RNA of Cylicocyclus nassatus, 2556 nucleotides long. Lineage: Eukaryota; Metazoa; Nematoda; Chromadorea; Rhabditida; Strongylidae. The record is from the annotation of a GenBank genome assembly.